This is a messenger RNA of Peniophora sp. CBMAI 1063, 1128 nucleotides long. Lineage: Eukaryota; Fungi; Basidiomycota; Agaricomycetes; Russulales; Peniophoraceae. The record is from the annotation of a GenBank genome assembly.
AUGCGCGUUCGUCUGCGCUCGCCAACACCAGACUGGAUGCGUGCUGGAGAGGAUGUGCCGGGGCCGGUGCUUGGCUCAGGCAGCGAAGAGUGCGAGCAAGUGGCUGUGCCGAACAAGAGCACAGAACGCUCGCGUCGCCAUCGUGCACUGAAAGGAGGUGGACGCAAAGAGGGAAAACAGAAGUUCCUUCGCCGAAAGCGCGAUAUACUCGGUCAAUGCAGUGAUACGCGCUCCUCCUUCGCACUGAGAAGUGCCAAACGCGAGGCUUCUCUCACUGCCGUGCAAACACUCCGCGAAAAAGCGGAGGUCGACGGCUUCCUCACGUACCUCGGCUACUUCGAUCCGCACCCUGGGCGACCUCCUAUAGCAAACGAUACCCGCCACUCGUUCGUACGCCGCUACAUAUUGGAGCAGCUUGCGCGGGUCAUGGCUGCUGAGGAAGGUGCCGUAUGUGGCGAAAAAGGUACCCGCGCGAGCCCUGCACACUUCGCACGCCGACUCGUAGCAGGUUGGGGGCAGAUUUUGGACUUGUGGGAGGCUGGCGAGGAGGAUGCGCUGGGGCGUGCUCACGAGGAAGGCGCGCUCAUUCUCCGUGGUGCGCAAUUCAAUACGCUAGCAACUGGCUUAUCAAAGGUCGGGUGGCCUGUGGCGCGCAUGUCCGCGGUCUUUGUAGAUAAUGUCACCGUGCUUCUCGGCGCAGCUAUCUUCAUACCCUCGCGCCUCUCCCAUGCCGCUUCUUUCAGGCUGACCGAGUAUCAGGAGCCAGCAGGAAGAACGCGGUCUGGCCGAGAGCUCUUGGAAUACCAGCCAGAGGCUAUCGAGGCGCCAAUCAACUACCCUCGGCUUUUCAAGUUUACCGUCGAGGUUCAGCUUAACGAGGACGAAGCCGUCACAGAAGGAGCCGACCACUGCCUUUCUCACCGCGAGUCCCCUCUUUCGUCUGGGCCUCUACAUAGUUUCCCCCCGCCGCGGCGCGGUGCCGUCUUCAUCGUCCCGUUGUACGAUAUCAUUGGCGAGAUAGCCGCCGCCGAAGUCGCGUCUGACCUCGACACCGGUCUUAAGCGCAGGGCAGGGGGGUCUGGCAAUGCUGGCGAUGUCGCGGACGGUGCGCCCUCGCUGAGUCGCUGA